AACUCAGACAGCCAGAACCUGAGGAACACAGAGUACCAUCUCUUAAGAACACAAGGAAGACAAAGAAAUUCUAAGUCCAGUAGACUGAAAAAUGGACCCCAGCAAGUCCCCUGCCCAGUGGAAUUCAUCUGAGAAACCAGGGAUUUCUCAGCCGACACCACCACCAUACCAGGACCCCAGUGCUGGAUACCCUGCUCAAGGGAGCUAUCCCAUGUCUUCUGGCUAUCCAAGCCAGCCAUAUGGAGUUCCAGGUGGUCAGCCGGUUGCCCAAGGGCCAUAUCCAGGUCAGCCUGUGGUCACUGUACAGCCAACAGUGUAUGUGACCAACACUCCACUGGCCAAUCCACUGCCAGAUUACCUGGGCUAUUCUAUCUUUACCAUGCUGUGCUGCUGUUUACCUCUGGGUAUUGCUGCUCUGAUUUACUCCAUUUCUACUCGGAAUGCUAACAUAUCUGGACAGCAACAAAUAGCAGAGAAAAACUCCAAAACGGCGCGCACCCUUAACCACGCCGCUCUUGGUAUCGGCCUUGCCUUUUUGGUGGUGUAUAUCAUCAUCAUCGUCAUUGUUAAUGUUACCUACUAUAAUAGAUAUUCUCCAUAAAUGUCAGAGGCUUCAUGGUUGGGCACCAGAAAGUGUCCUCAAACAUAGCUUCAAACAUUUUUAUUUUGAUAUAUUUGGUAUUCUGCUUUAAAAUCCUUUUGAAAUCUGCUUUCUCACAAUAUUGUUACAAUUUUGUUCAGACUUCACUUGAGCAGUUUAAUCUAUAGGUUCAGCGAGGACUGAUUCAGUAUGUGUAAUUUAAUUACUCAUCUCCAAUAUAUUGUAAUUCGUGUAAUUAAUGUUCUUCAUUUCAUUUUUGGAUGUAAAAUCAAAUAAAUGUUUGACUGUAUGAGUAAAUGUAUCAAAGUUAGAUGUUUGUUGUUUAAUUAUAUUAUCAUUGCUCAUGAGAUAUGACUCUGCAGUCAGUUUUAUGCUUUUAUGCGCCCUCCAAUAAAAAUAUAUAUGUUUGAACACACAGCUACUUUUGAAUGGUUG
Messenger RNA from Myxocyprinus asiaticus (Chinese sucker), 1036 nucleotides. RefSeq names its product interferon-induced transmembrane protein 1-like. The transcript has 2 exons. The coding region runs from base 92 to 601 and encodes 169 amino acids. The record is from RefSeq and is a predicted model, not a curated record. Gene Ontology annotation, cellular component: membrane. NCBI's taxonomy places the organism in Eukaryota, Metazoa, Chordata, Actinopteri, Cypriniformes, Catostomidae.